AUGAUUUCGUUGCAAAACGGAGCUCGGCCGGCUGUGUUUGGUUCGGCUCGCGAUGAUGCCGUCGGUGGCUUCCAGGUGAAGCUGGAGCCGUCUGCUUCGGUUUCGUCGGCUUCUUCGGCUCCGCUGAGUUUGUUGCCUUUUAAAGGCCGUGAUUCUCAUCAUGAAGUUGAUGAAGAUGCACAUUUAGCGCUAGCGCAUCAGCUGUACAAAUCUGGGAAUUACAAACAAGCAUUAGAGCAUAGCAGUGCUGUUUACGAGAGAAGUCCGCAGCGGACUGAUAAUCUUCUUCUUUUGGGUGCUAUUUAUUAUCAGUUGCAAGAUUAUGAUACGUGCAUUGCCAAAAAUGAAGAAGCUCUUAGGCUUGAACCGCGUUUUGCAGAGUGUUAUGGAAACAUGGCGAAUGCGUGGAAGGAAAAGGGUGAUAUUGAUCUUGCCAUUCGAUACUACUUGGUUUCAAUCGAGCUUCGACCCAACUUUGCUGAUGCUUGGUCAAAUUUGGCUAGUGCAUACAUGCGAAAGGGAAGACUAACUGAGGCAUCACAGUGUUGUCGUCAGGCCCUGGCAUUGAAUCCUCUUCUGGUUGAUGCUCAUAGCAAUCUUGGGAAUUUAAUGAAGGCACAAGGAUUGGUGCAAGAAGCAUACAGUUGCUACCUUGAGGCUCUACGGAUACAACCAACAUUUGCUAUUGCGUGGUCAAAUCUUGCUGGUCUCUUUAUGGAGUCUGGUGAUCUUAACAGAGCUCUUCAAUAUUAUAAGGAAGCUGUAAAACUUAAACCUAAAUUUCCUGAUGCCUACUUAAAUCUUGGAAAUGUUUAUAAGGCCUUGGGAAUGCCUCAAGAGGCUAUACUGUGCUAUCAGCGAGCAGUUCAGACACGACCAAACUAUGCAAUGGCUUUUGGAAAUUUGGCUAGUACAUAUUAUGAGCGAGGCCAACCGGAUCUGGCAAUUCUUCAUUAUAAGCAAGCCAUUGCUUGUGAUCAGAGAUUUCUCGAGGCUUACAAUAACUUGGGCAAUGCAUUGAAAGAUGUUGGUAGAGUGGAUGAAGCAAUCCAAUGCUAUAAUGUAAGGAACAUGUCUGCUGCUGCUGCUUCAUGUUACAAGGCUACUCUGGCUGUCACGACGGGGCUGUCUGCUCCUUUCAAUAAUCUUGCUGUAAUCUAUAAACAGCAGGGAAAUUACUCAGACGCUAUAUCUUGCUAUAAUGAGGUUCUUCGAAUCGAACCCUUGGCAGCUGAUGGACUUGUAAAUAGGGGCAACACUUACAAGGAGAUUGGUAGAGUAACCGAGGCAAUUCAAGACUACAUUCAUGCUAUCACUAUCCGACCAACCAUGGCUGAAGCCCAUGCAAAUUUGGCUUCAGCUUAUAAAGACAGUGGACAUGUAGAGGCUGCAAUAAAGAGCUACAGGCAGGCGCUGCUUCUGCGACCAGAAUUUCCAGAAGCAACAUGCAACCUUCUACACACAUUGCAGGAUGUGAAUGAUCUAUGCAGAACAUUCUCUGUCCACUAUGCAAUGUCUGGUGUCAAUCCUGAUGAGUUUGCUAUCAAAUAUGCUUCAUCUCCCUCUUGUUGUGUCUGCUGUUGGGAGGAUCGUGAUAAAAUGUUCAAUGAGGUUGAAGGGAUUAUUCGGAGACAGAUUUCGGUGUCAGUUCUUCCUAGCGUGCAGCCUUUUCAUGCUAUAGCAUAUCCUAUUGAUCCAGUGCUUGCGCUUGAAAUCAGUCGUAAAUACGCCGCUCAUUGCUCUAUAAUUGCAUCUCGUUUUACACUUGCUCCGUUCAAGCAUCCUGCCCCUCUUCCUGUUAAGCAUGAACGUGGAAGCGGGAGACUUAGGAUUGGAUAUGUGAGCAGUGACUUUGGCAACCAUCCCUUGUCGCACCUUAUGGGAUCUGUAUUUGGUAUGCACGACAGAGAAAAUGUUGAGGUUUUCUGCUAUGCCUUGAGUCCAAAUGAUGGAACUGAGUGGAGGCAGCGUACCCAGUUUGAGGCUGAGCAUUUUAUAGAUGUGUCUACCAUGUCAUCAGAUGUGAUUGCCAAACUAAUUAAUGAGGACAAGAUACAGAUCCUUAUCAACCUUAAUGGGUACACCAAGGGUGCCAGAAAUGAAAUAUUUGCUAUGCAGCCCGCACCCAUACAGGUUUCAUAUAUGGGAUUCCCAGGGACCACAGGAGCAACAUACAUUGAUUAUUUAGUUACUGAUGAGUUUGUUUCACCCACCCGUUAUGCGCAUAUUUAUUCUGAAAAGCUGGUUCACCUGCCGCAUUGCUACUUUGUGAAUGAUUAUAAACAGAAAAAUCUGGAUGUGUUGGAUCCAACACGCCAGCACAAGCGAUCGGAUUAUGGUCUCCCUGAAGAUAAAUUUAUAUUUGCAUGCUUCAAUCAGCUGUACAAAAUGGAUCCUGAAAUCUUUAAUACUUGGUGCAACAUUCUUAAACGUGUACCCAGCAGUGCACUUUGGCUCCUUAGGUUCCCUGCUGCAGGGGAAAUGAGACUUCGCUCCUAUGCUGUUGCUCAAGGAGUGCAGCCAGACCAAAUUAUAUUCACAGAUGUUGCCAUGAAACAAGAGCAUAUCCGACGCAGUGCCUUGGCAGAUUUAUUUCUCGACACGCCAUUAUGCAAUGCACAUACCACGGGAACAGAUAUUCUGUGGGCAGGUUUACCAAUGGUGACCAUGCCCCUUGAGAAAAUGGCUACUAGAGUUGCUGGAUCUCUUUGUCUUGCCACUGGACUUGGGGACGAGAUGAUUGUUAGCAGUAUGAAAGAAUAUGAAGAGAGGGCUGUCUCUCUUGCAUUAAAUCGGCCCAAGCUUCAGUCUCUUACAAAUAGACUGAAGGCAGUCCGUACAACUUGCCCUCUGUUUGACACAAGACGCUGGGUUAGAAACCUGGAGAGGUCAUAUUUCAAAAUGUGGAAUAUUCAUUGCUCAGGCCAGCAGCCCCAUCACUUUAAAGUUGCUGAAAAUGAUUUUGACUUCCCUUACGAUAGAUGA
Messenger RNA from Dovyalis caffra, 2985 nucleotides. The record is from the annotation of a GenBank genome assembly. NCBI's taxonomy places the organism in Eukaryota, Viridiplantae, Streptophyta, Magnoliopsida, Malpighiales, Salicaceae.